CAUAAACAGACUAUCCUCUAUCCUCUAUUCUUAUAUCCUUGCCUAGUACCUACAUACUAAAAAUAAAAAUAUACAAUAAACAUAAACUAAACUAAACAUAUUGGUAAAGGCUGGGGUAAAGGUAAAUUGGUUCGGUUCUUAUUGAAAAAAUGGGGUCGGAGCAUUCUAAUCACAUGCCGGCACCGAAAAAGAAUCAAGUCAAACCGAAUAUAAGAAGACAACAUACAAUAGCAAAUCCUGGUUCAAGUGGAGCUGAACAGCCCCCAUCCUUAGAGAAUGCUGAUAAUGGAAGAUGCAUAUCACCAGGACCUAGUGUUUGUAGUGAUAUCGACUUACCCUAUAUUAGUUAUACGGUAAAUAGGCCUAUUGGAGAUUCUCCCAAGCUAGCAAAUAAACAAUUAAUCAAAAGCAAAUCUACUACAACCCGUAGGCCGCAGUCGUCUAAGCAAAAAAGUAAAAAUGCCCAUAACAUUGUUGUAGUUAGAGAUAUGGAAAAUAAUAGUAAUACUGUAGACAAGGAUGCUGAUGUUCUUAGGCUACAAAGCAUUCCAAUGUUUCUACCCAUUAUGCGAGCUACUUUAAGUUUACCAGCUGCUAGAGAUCCCGAAGUUUUGGAAAGACUAGACCCAACACCAUUUAGAAAUUUAUGUUUGAGAUAUCAGCACCAUCUUACUGCGGCAGCUAAUUCAGUUGCUACAGAACAGAAUCAGUUAACUCAACGAGUCAGAGAGGUGGACUCUGAUAUAAGUAAAAUGGUAGCAAUAGCAACUGAAAGGCAAAAAAAGUAUGCAAAAUAUGCAGAGAAACUCUCUAAGGUUCAAGAAUUGUCUCAUCAACUUAAUAGGUGUCACAUGCUUUUGAAUCAAACUCUUGAAAGUAUGGAAACUUUAAAUAAUUAUUUGGAUAUUGAGGACAGGUUGGAAGCCUUUGUUUGGACGACUGGAUGAGAUUAGUGGAAAUAGUUUUGUUUUAUUCAGUUCUGAGUUCAGUUUCUACUUUAUACCCAAUGUUGUUAUGUUAUUUGUUACUUUUUAUAAUUGUAUCUAAUUUUUGUGGCUUAUACCAAUGACCUUGAAGUUGAAAAACAGGUCGAAGUAGUUGUUUUGUUUUGCUCCACUCCAACACAAUAGAACGUUCUAUGUGCUACAUUGUAGUAAAAUUGUUCAAAGUCUUGUUAAACAACAUCAACAUAGGUCUGUGCCAACUUGUCUCAUUAACAAUGGGACAACUGUCCCAAUUCAAUUUGCAGGGUCUUAAAAUACUAAAGAAAUUCAUGAACGACAUUACUCAAAAGCAAUUAUAUGUUGUAGGGCUCAGUUAACAUUAUUAAUCAAAAUGUACUUUAUUGUCGAAAAAUAAAUUUCAUUGAAAAAGCAUUAAGCAUGAUCUUAAGUAAUGUGCAAUUAAUAUUAAAUUAUCGGGUUAGUACAGAAGAAACAUUAAGGUUGCAGUCAGAACAAAACAAAACAAUGAAGCAACCAAAAUUAAAAUUUUUCAUUGAAAAAUUCAUUAAUAUUACAAUAUGCUUUUCCAUAUGAAAAUGCUUUGAACUCUAGUCUAAACUUUUUGAAACCAUCUACCUGCCUUUAGUUAACAGGCAGGUGAUUAAAAAUUUGCCUAUUUCUAUAAAUAAGUGAAUUUUGCGUCAAUGCAGUCUUAGGUAUAGGGAGCUGAAUUUUAAGUAGUUGCCUAGUUGGAUAAGUUCUUAGAUAUUCUAACUUCUAACUCAUAAUGUUUUUUGUGCAUGAGGCAAGCAGUUUCCAUGAUGAAUAUACAGCACACUGGGAGUACGUUAUGUUUUAAAAAUAGUGGAGUGCAAUGCUCCCAAUAUCCAAACUCACACCAAUAACACACUGCUCUCUUUUUAAUGUCAGAAACAGAAUCAAACAAUUUAUUAGAACAGUUACCCCAAAAUGCAAUGCCAUACCUGAUAUGAGAUUCAACCAAUGAGAAAUAAACCAACUUAGCAGUAUUUAAACCAAGUUCAUUUGACGCUAUUCUUACAGCAUAGCAACCACUUG
This is a messenger RNA of Ceutorhynchus assimilis (cabbage seed weevil), 2021 nucleotides long. NCBI's taxonomy places the organism in Eukaryota, Metazoa, Arthropoda, Insecta, Coleoptera, Curculionidae. The record is from the annotation of a GenBank genome assembly.